This is a messenger RNA of Magnolia sinica, 1569 nucleotides long. RefSeq lists its product as uncharacterized. Gene Ontology annotation, cellular component: cytosol. The coding region runs from base 288 to 1262 and encodes 324 amino acids. The record is from RefSeq and is a predicted model, not a curated record. Gene Ontology annotation, molecular function: protein-folding chaperone binding. NCBI's taxonomy places the organism in Eukaryota, Viridiplantae, Streptophyta, Magnoliopsida, Magnoliales, Magnoliaceae. The transcript is spliced from 2 exons.
UGGAUGACUUCUUACUUGUGAGUCCAGCGAUUUUGAGUCAAUAUAUUUCAACAGCACGAUUGCCGGGCGCCCGUGUAUCAACCGUCUCUCGAGGAAGAAAACCACUUCCGAGAAUCACAAGUCUCUGCCUCUCUCUGCUUUUGGUUUUUUGGUACGAGGCGUUGGUUGGAAAAUGGAGACGACGGACGGAAGGUUUUCGUGACGAGGCGUUGGUUGAAAAUUGGAGACGACGGACAGAAGGAUUUUGAGAGAGAGAGAGAGAGAGAGAGAGAGAGAGAGAGAGAGAGAUGGGGGUGGAUUACUACAACGUACUGAAGGUGAGCCGUACAGCGACGGACGAAGACCUGAAGAGGUCGUACCGAAGGCUAGCGAUGCGAUGGCACCCGGACAAGAACCCUGGAAGCAAGAAGGAAGCAGAGGCAAGAUUCAAGCAGAUUUCUGAGGCCUACGACGUCCUCAGCGAUCCCCACAAGCGUCAGAUCUAUGACCAGUUAGGCCCAGAUGGACUGGAGGCUGGGAUCGGUCCUACGCCUCCGUCUGACACUACUGGUGGAGGAGGAGCAUUCCCCAACGGAUUCCAUUUCAAUUCGAGGGAUGCUGAAGACAUAUAUGCAGAGUUUUUCGGCAAUGGAGGUGGCGACGGUGGCAGAGGAAAUAGAAGCUUCCCUGGGGAGAGCUUCUUCAGGGGGGCUUCGAAUGGUAACGCUGCCGAUCCUCUGAAGGCACCCACGGUCGAGAACAAGCUGCCUUGUAGCCUUGAGGAAUUGUAUUCGGGUUCGAAGCGGAAGAUGAGGAUAUCGAGGAAUAUAUAUCAUGCGUCCAGCAAAGCAACAACGGUGGAGGAGAUCCUGACCAUCAAUAUCAAGCCUGGUUGGAAGAAGGGCACAAAGAUCACUUUCCCCGAGAAGGGUAACGAGCAACCUAAUGUCAUCCCAGCUGACCUUGUUUUCAUCAUAGAUGAGAAGCCCCACGCAGUUUACAAGAGGGAUGGGAAUGACCUGGUGGCCAACCAGAGGAUACUGCUGGUUGACGCUCUCACGGGAACGACCAUCAAUCUAACGACUCUCGAUGGAAGGAAUCUGACUGUACCGAUAACAGACAUUGUUGGACCAGGCUAUGAGAUGGUGGUCCCCGGGGAAGGGAUGCCGAUUGCAAAGGAACCUGGAAAGAAGGGGAACUUGAGGAUCAAGUUUGAUGUUAAAUUCCCAUCAAGGCUGACUGCAGAACAGAAAUCUGUUCUGAGGAGGCUUUUGGGGGGCUGAUGGGACCUGCAAUCAGCCCGCAAUGUUCAUCUGACAGUUGAUCGUUAGGAAUCGAAGAUGACCGCCGUUAUAAAUAUGGAGGCUGCAUGGUGGGAGGUGGUCACUUUUUUUUAUUUCAUUUGUAUGCUGACAUGGUUAUUGUAGAUGUACAUAGCAUGUAUACAAAUGCAUACGUUACUUUUGUGAAGUGAGCUGGUUGUGUGAAGGUGAGGUGUUUGGGUCUGGAAGGGAAAUGUGGCCCAGAUGGAUUCUAUGAUUUAUUGCUGUAUUUUCUAGAUUGUAUUGAUGGUCGUCUGGUUGGUAAGGC